UUGAUGUCAAACUAUGUGAAAGUCCCCACCACAUGCUUCGUAAGCAUCCAGGAGUCUUUUAAGUAGUUUUCAAAAUUUCCAUUGACACUUUGACGCCGACAUCCCCGACUGUAUUAUCCUUAUUGUGAUGGCGGAGGACGCCGCCGACUUCGAGACGGCCAUCGCGGAGUGUGGCUUCGGGCUGUUCAACGUGUUCAUCCUGUGCAGCGCGGCGCCCUGCCUCACGGCGAUGGUCUUCUCGGCCUCGGCGCUGUCCUAUGUGUUGCCCUCGGCCGAAUGCGACCUCGAUCUCAGCAUCGUGGACAAGGGGAUGCUGCACGCGGUGACGUACGCGGGGAUGAUCAUCUCGGCGGUGCCCUGGGGAUUUAUUGCGGACACCGUGGGGCGCAAACCUGUGCUCAUUUCUGGCGGCUUGAUCGACGGCUUUUUUGUCCUGUGCACUUCCUUUAGCCAGAACACAGCUCAGCUAAUGGCCUUCAAGUUCUUUGACGGCUUUAUCAUCUGUGGUCCAUUUGCGGUGGUGGUCAGCUACCUGGCCGAGUUCCAUGGCAAGAAGCACCGGCCGUAUAUCAUGCUAUUCGUGGGCCUCUGCGUUUCCGUUGGAUCGAUGAUUUUACCCCUGCUGGCCUACGCUUUGCUGCCUGUGCCCAUAUUCUUCAAGGUGGGAGCUCUGGAGUUUCGCACCUGGCAGGUCUUCUUGGCGGUCAGCUCGGUGCCCAGUCUGCUAUGCGGCUUCCUGCACAUUUUCCUGCCCGAGAGCCCCAAGUUCCUUAUGGCCCAGGGAAACUACAAGAAAGCCUUGGUGUCCCUGCAGCGCAUCUACCAGCUGAACAAGCGCAAGAGUAAGGAGAGCUAUCCGGUAAAACUUCUGACCGAUCCAACGCCCGAUCGCUCCGCUGAUCUUGAUGGAACUGGUCGGUCAUUUUCACACAAGGAAAGAUUUGUGCGCGCCAAGAACAAGUUUCUUGAGGGCCUCAAACAGAUAAAGCCGAUGUUCUCCAAGCCCUAUUUGACCAUCUCCUUGCUGGUUUACUGCCUGCACUUCUGUCAGAUAAUGUGCGUAAACUCGGUGCGUCUGUGGCUGCCGCAGAUCUUUGCCACGAUGAAUGCGAUGGAGUCUCUGGGGGCAAACGACACGAGCAUGUGCGGGGUUCUGGAUCACAAUGCGAUGGCAAGGUCCAUGGACGCGGAGGCCAAGCGGGUGGAGUGCGCUCUAAACCACGACCCUCAAAGCUACUUGGAUAACAUAAUCGUGUCGGGUAUUGGCCUGGUCGGCUUCCUCAUAAUUUUUCCAUUAUUGCGGAUCCGAUUUGUUGCGGACCACAUACUGAAGGUGUUCCUAUUCAUCUGCAUUUUCCUGGUGGGCAGCCUGUACUUUGUGAAGACUUCGCUGGGGACGAUGAUAGUGUCGGCCCUUUACCUGACUCUGAUGGGCAUUUGUGCCACCACAAUUAUUGGAAUGUCUGUGGUGAUUUUCCCCACCCUUAUGAGGACAAUGGUUCUGCUGCUGAUUAUGACCUUUGGAAGACUUGGCUCUGUGUGUGGCAACCUUGUGUUGCCAAUUUUCAUGCAACUCAGUUGCCUGGCUCCGUUUCUUUGCUUGUGCGCUCUAAUGUCCAUGGCCUUCCUGUUUUCGCUGUUUCUGAAGGUCGACGAUCGACAACCGCUGAGCUGAUAGCUCAGAAUUUUUUCCUGAAAGUUUAUCCAGAUUUUUGUAACCGUCUCGUCAUCGAUAUCUUCUGUUUAAAUUAAUAAUAAUAAAUGCUUUUGACUGCACGGUUAAUUCAAGAUAAUUACACUUUAUUCACAAGCACACACAAAGCCAGAAGACCCUGAUUAAUUUCUUUAUGCUUUUUGAUUGGAAAAAA
Molecule: messenger RNA, 1868 nt
Organism: Drosophila gunungcola (fruit fly)
Lineage: Eukaryota; Metazoa; Arthropoda; Insecta; Diptera; Drosophilidae
Product: synaptic vesicle glycoprotein 2C
Exons: 9
Coding region: 128-1675 (515 amino acids)
Biological process (GO): transmembrane transport
Molecular function (GO): transmembrane transporter activity
Source: RefSeq, a predicted model, not a curated record